Messenger RNA from Uncinocarpus reesii 1704, 507 nucleotides. RefSeq lists its product as uncharacterized. Lineage: Eukaryota; Fungi; Ascomycota; Eurotiomycetes; Onygenales; Onygenaceae. The record is from RefSeq and is a predicted model, not a curated record. The coding region runs from base 1 to 507 and encodes 168 amino acids. The transcript is spliced from 2 exons.
AUGCCAGGUGUCCCUCCCGAUGCGCUCGAUCAGCUGAAAAAGGGCUUUAAGAAAUUCUUCUUGCGUAGAAAGCACAAGAACUCCGAUCAACAAGAUGCCCAGCCCGUCCCUGCUGCUGAAAACCAGCCGACCGAAACCACUGCACCUACAGUCGAGGCAACCCAAUCCUCUCCACCUCCUCCGGCCCCAGCCAGCGCUCCCGUAGCCCCGACACCCGAGCCUACCACCGCUCCGCAAAAAGUCCCUGCCACCGAAGGAGACGCUCCUCCUCCAGAACCUGCUCAAGCCCCAGCAACUACUCCGGCCCCGACCACCGAGCCUGCCGCCACUUCAAAACCUCCGACCGAGCCAACAACAGCUGAAGCACCACAAGAGCCGACGGCUAAAGAGCCGGCACCGGUGGAACCACCCACCCAAGGUAUGUGCGCCUCGGAUCGCCGAUUACGCGGAGAAGCCCAACCCGAUAAUCAUGGGAUGUUAACUGAUUAUAGCCCCAGCUCCGACUGA